Messenger RNA from Anoplopoma fimbria (sablefish), 519 nucleotides. Its product is annotated as iron-sulfur clusters transporter ABCB7, mitochondrial-like. The record is from RefSeq and is a predicted model, not a curated record. Gene Ontology annotation, molecular function: ATPase-coupled transmembrane transporter activity. NCBI's taxonomy places the organism in Eukaryota, Metazoa, Chordata, Actinopteri, Perciformes, Anoplopomatidae. Gene Ontology annotation, cellular component: membrane. The coding region runs from base 1 to 519 and encodes 172 amino acids. Gene Ontology annotation, biological process: transmembrane transport. The transcript is spliced from 3 exons.
AUGACGGCGGCCGCCGAUCACAGCUGGAUCAGCUACAUAAAGCUGGAACAUCUUUCAGAAGGCUUUAACAUCUCGUUUCAGUCUUCCCCUGCUCCCUGCAUCUGCUACCAUGACACUUUGUGUUGUAACACCAAUCAAACUAAGAAACCUCUUGUGAAAUUUAUAUUAUUCACAUUUGCAUCAAUUAACCCACCACAACCAGUAUCUUUGGCCAGUAUUUUCCAGUCAAUCUCUUCAUCUAGACUAACUGUCCCUCCUGUUGUCCAACAGAUCAUUCUUUUGGAUGAGGCAACAGCAUCCAUAGAUGCAGAGACAGACGCCUUGAUCCAGAACACCAUCAAAGAAGCCUUCAAGGACUGCACCAUGCUCACCAUCGCCCAUCGUAUCAACACUGUGUUGCACGCAGAUCGUAUACUGGUCAUGGACAACGGCGAGGUGGCCGAGUUAGACGAUCCAGAUGUGCUGAAGCAAAGACCAGACUCUCUGUUCUCCUCACUGCUCGCUGCUGUGAACACCUGA